UGGUAUUUUUGUUCAAACAUGGCGGCCUCCGUUGUGACAGCGAGUGGUGCUACACUACUCGGUCGUUUGCUCGGACAAAUCCCUUCAAGGUUUCUCACGCCGUUCUCCCAGACAUCCUGUCUUCACACCAGUACAGCAUUAAACACCAAGAACUGGGAGAGGAAAAACCGCAUCUUGUAUCCGCCUCAGGAGAACGAUGAGCUCCGCAGACCAGCUGAGAUCUUUCAUUGCAGACGUCAGAUCAAGUACAGCAAAGACAAAAUGUGGUACCUGGCUAAGUUGAUCCGAGGCAUGACCAUCGACCAGGCCCUGGCUCAGCUCGAGUUUAACGAUAAGAAAGGAGCCAAAGUCAUAAAAGAGGUCCUUUUGGAAGCCCAGGAAAUGGCAGUGAGGAACCAUAAUGUUGAAUAUAAAUCCAAUUUGUACAUCGCCGAGUCGUUCGCGGGUAAAGGCCAGUACCUGAAACGGAUCCGUUACCACGGCCGAGGCAUGUUCGGCAUCAUGGACAAGGUGUACUGUCAUUACUUUGUGAAGCUUGUGGAGGGCACGCCUCCCACGGCGGAGCAGAGUACGCCGUUUGACCAGGCCAAGGGCUACGUAGAAGAGCUGAAGAACCGGACCAUCAUCUACUCUCUCUAACUUAAUAAUCCUACAAGAAGCGUUCUGUUUAUGUAAAUAGUACCGGAAUAAAAUGAUUGAAAA
Ictalurus furcatus (blue catfish) is the source of this 702-nucleotide messenger RNA. RefSeq names its product mitochondrial ribosomal protein L22 (gene mrpl22). NCBI's taxonomy places the organism in Eukaryota, Metazoa, Chordata, Actinopteri, Siluriformes, Ictaluridae. Gene Ontology annotation, cellular component: mitochondrial large ribosomal subunit; ribosome. Gene Ontology annotation, biological process: ribosome assembly; translation. Gene Ontology annotation, molecular function: structural constituent of ribosome. The record is from RefSeq and is a predicted model, not a curated record. Bases 19 to 639 code for a protein of 206 amino acids. The transcript is spliced from 7 exons.